AUGCCAGUUCCACUGCGAGAUUCCACUGCCAAUGCUCUCCGAGUACUUUCUUCUCCCUCGGUGCACCGUCACCAUAACCGCGGCCAAGUUCCGCUGAGACGGCCGUCGCUGUUGCAGCAAUCGGCACAUUUGGAACCACAUGCGGAUGAAAAGACGUUUCAGCAAUCAUCUCAACAACAACAACAACAACAACAACAACAACAUUUAGUGUUGGUCGGAGGCGGUCAUGCCCAUGCUCAAGUCAUCAAGGCAUUGAAUUGGGCCAGUCGUCCUUCGGACUUGAAAGUCACUCUGAUUGACCAGCAAUCGGCUGCGUCGUACAGCGGCAUGGUCCCAGGAUGUAUAUACCAACGGUACACACCGGACGAAACACUCUUGCAUUUGCAACCGUUGGCAGAAUGGGCUGGUAUUGACUUUGUCCAUGCCAAGGUGGUGGACAUUGACUUGGAACAAAAACUUGUCCGCGUGGCGACAUCCCCCACCACCAGUGGAGACGCCAAUCGUCAUCAGACCAUCCCCUUUGAUUGCAUCAGCAUUGACAUUGGCAGUACUUCACGGGGACUCGAUGACACUCCUGGUGCACGAGAAUUCACCAUCCCCACUCGACCCAUUUCCAAGCUGGUCGAGCGCAUUGACCGGUCCAUCGAGGAAGUGAUCAGAGAUGAUGAAGCACAACAACCAGAAGCAGAAGCAGAUCCUCGAGUGGUUGUCAUUGGGGGCGGUGCCGCUGGUGUGGAGCUGUCCAUGGCCUUGAAUGGCCGCUUUCGGUCUCAAUUACCCAACAAGAAUACGCAAGUGACAUUGCUGGAUGCGGGGACGGAGCUCCUGCCAGGGGAAUCCCAACGCGGCCGUGAAAAACUACAACAAAUCAUGCGAGAACAAGGAAUUCAAGUUAUUCAUCAAUCACAAGUACAGGAGUUAUCCGAGAAUCGCAUCUUUGCAUCUAUAGAUGGCAAACCAACCAUCAUUCCCUACAGUCACUGUGUUUGGGCCACAGGGGCAGGAGCCCAUCCCUUGGCAUACCGACUCCAGCAAAAGGGACUGGAUGCCACCAAGCAUGGAUGGAUUCGGGUGAAUCAACAUCUGCAAAGCACAUCGCACCCCUUUGUCUUUGCCGCGGGGGACUGUUGUAGUAUUGACAAUCUACCCACACCCAAAGCCGGAGUCUUUGCUGUCCGAGCGGGACCUGUGCUGAUUGAAAACUUGACAGCCUAUCUGCAACAGCUUCGCCGCCGUCGUGCAAACAGUGGCGUCAUGUCUCCUACGGAUGCAGAGAUUGAGAAAGUCACGUUGAAGAAGUAUGUGCCUCAAUCAGACUUCUUGAAGCUUCUUGUGUGCGGCGACGGUAGGGCUCUGGGACUGCGGUUUGGACAGGCUUUUCAUGGCAAGUGGGUCAUGGAACUCAAGGACAAGAUUGACACCAACUUUAUGGACCUGUUUCGACGAGAGCACUUAACCGAGUUGAAAGCAGGAGAAGAAUACGACACUUCGCAGUACGACUCCAAAAUGGCGGCCAAGACAACAUUGGAUCCAAAAGAAGGAGCGGAACUCUUGUCACGUACCGACGAUGAUGUCGACUACCAGGAGGCAUGGUCUGUAAUUCGAACCAUGGCGGACAGUGAAGACUAUCGAGAGCAAGUCUUAUCUUUCAUGGGGGGCACACAAACACAAGAGGAAAGCGAACCAACUUCAGCUGUAGCUGCAUAACAUAUUAGAAUAAAGAGUAGAAUUAAUAGAAACUUUGCUAGCCAGUAUUACAACAAUCCCAUGGCACAUGUAGCGGUUGCCAUCAUC
This is a messenger RNA of Seminavis robusta, 1794 nucleotides long. The record is from the annotation of a GenBank genome assembly. Lineage: Eukaryota; Bacillariophyta; Bacillariophyceae; Naviculales; Naviculaceae.